CCAAUAGUAAACUGCCACGUAUGUUAGCUUCUUAACUAAACAAUCUAACUGCAAGACUCUUUCGUACCAGAAAGGAAGGAAGAAAGAUCAAAACUCUUUCUUUGUGGUUUUUCUUGUUUUCAGAUCGAAUCUAAGAAAUGGGCAACGCUAUUAGGUUACUCUACCGGAAAUGUUGCAGCGACGAUAAGCCUCACGGCGUUUCAGCUCUUUCACGUGAUCUCCUUAGCUUCGAGGCCACUUCUCAGGUUCCUGAAGAGCUUGGAAGUUAUGUUGUGUCUUCUAUAAAGGCUCAAGCAAACUGGUAUGGAAAGAUACUUGAGGCCUGGAAGCAAGCCAAGCCUCGGCCUCAGACCGAUGAGGAAGCUGCAAGGCUUGUUAUCACGACUCUAAAGGGGCAUAAGAAAGCUGAUGUUGAGGGACUUUUGUCUUUCUAUAGACUCCCUUCGCCUGGUAAGCUCGAUGAGAUCCCUAAUGAAUCACCUGUGUCUGUAUCUGAAGGACUUAAAUUUGAGCUUCUAACGCUUCCGGUGGAUCAAAAAUCUGUGGCAGAUGGAGAUACUGUUACUGUGUAUGUUACUAGCACAGAUCCAAUUGUGUCAUCUACACUUCCUAAGGAAGUGAGUCUUGCAGCGGCUAAAAGAGCUAAAGCCCGUGAGAACAAGAAUUACACAGAAGCAGAUGCACUUCACAAGAAGAUCAUAGCUUCGGGUUACAGGAUGAUAAAUGUUCAGAAUAAGGAAGUGCUUGCUAAAAAGUUCAGAAUAAGACUAAGGGGAAUUGAUGCACCUGAGAGUAAAAUGCCUUUUGGAAAAGAGUCACAUGAUGAGCUACUUAAGAUGGUUGAAGGUAAAAGCUUGAAGGUGUUAGUCUAUGCAGAGGAUCGAUAUGGAAGAUGUGUAGGAGAUAUAUACUGCAAUGGAAAGUUUGUACAAGAAGUUAUGUUAAAGAAAGGUCUUGCUUGGCACUAUCUAGCCUAUGACAAGCGUCCAGAGCUUGCAAAGUGGGAAAAUGAGGCUAAGCAGAAGCGUAUUGGCUUGUGGGCGGCUAAAAAUCCAGAGAAGCCAUGGGAGUGGAGAAAGAACAAACGUGGAGGAAACUAACACUCUGAACCCUAAGCGGCUACGUUGCUUCCUUCUCAAGUUAGGGUUUGUUCCAAUUCUUGGGGUUCUGGAUGCAACAGAUACCUUCUAUUUUCUAUGUCCAGUUCGGUAACAAAAGUAACUAUAUAUUAUUCUGUAAUGAUUAAAGAUGUGAUAUGUUGUUGUAACUGUAAGAGCACUCUGUACAUGUUUCAUGUGUUGAUAAGUUGUUGGCAAUGGAGAAUCUCUCUUUGAACCUAAAAA
This is a messenger RNA of Brassica rapa (field mustard), 1343 nucleotides long. RefSeq names its product staphylococcal-like nuclease CAN1. Gene Ontology annotation, biological process: tRNA aminoacylation for protein translation. Gene Ontology annotation, molecular function: nucleic acid binding; ATP binding; aminoacyl-tRNA ligase activity. The record is from RefSeq and is a predicted model, not a curated record. Gene Ontology annotation, cellular component: cytoplasm. Lineage: Eukaryota; Viridiplantae; Streptophyta; Magnoliopsida; Brassicales; Brassicaceae.